This is a messenger RNA of Tetrahymena thermophila SB210, 621 nucleotides long. RefSeq lists its product as hypothetical. NCBI's taxonomy places the organism in Eukaryota, Ciliophora, Oligohymenophorea, Hymenostomatida, Tetrahymenidae. The record is from RefSeq and is a predicted model, not a curated record. The transcript has a single exon.
AUGGGUUAAGAUACCGCAUGUGUUAUUAGGAGCAAGUCUCAUAUAGCCAUAUUCACCCCAAAAGGCUCCCCAAGAAUUUUUAACAAUCCAGUUUCCUUAUUCAUCAUAGCCAACAGCUAAUACUUCAUGAUUAAAUACAAUAUUAGGUUAUCACAUCCGUUGUAAAUUCCAGACUUAUAACCACCCCAAUUAUAAGCAUUAACAUAAACAGAAACAGGAGAGAAAUUCAAAGCACGUUUUAAGUCAUUUGAAGUGCUUGGAACUUAAAUCCACUAUUUAGGCUUAAAGCCAUUAUUUGUGCCAGUCAUAUUACAAUUUUUCUAAACUGCAAUAUAGGGAUAAUUGUCUAAGGUAGUGAUACCUACUUUAGAGGCAUAAUCCAGAGAUUCAACAGCAAAUCCUCCAUUACAUCCUUAAGAGUAGUAACCAUUUGCAGAUAUGACACAAUCAACAAGUUAUUGCUCUGAAAAAUCAACCAAAACUUUGUUUUAAAUGAAGUUAAAUGACUCCAUUAAGGCAGCUCCAGCGAAACUCCAGCACGAACCACAGUUACCUUAGUAUUUAACUGAAGUUACAGCACCUUAUGUUCUCCAGUCUAUUGAAGCAAGUAAGGUUUUUUGA